CGGAGGAAACAGUUUUCUCGUUUAUCAGAAAGCGUAAGGGUAGUUGAUCAUGCCUGAACCAGCCAAGUCCGCUCCAGCCCCGAAGAAAGGCUCCAAGAAAGCGGUGACCAAGACCCAGAAGAAAGAUGGGAAGAAGCGCAGGAAGACAAGGAAGGAGAGUUACGCCAUUUACGUGUACAAGGUGCUGAAGCAGGUGCACCCCGAUACCGGCAUCUCCUCCAAGGCCAUGAGCAUCAUGAACUCCUUUGUCAACGAUGUGUUUGAGCGCAUCGCAGGGGAAGCCUCCCGCCUGGCUCAUUACAACAAGCGCUCCACCAUCACCUCCCGGGAGAUCCAGACCGCGGUCCGCCUGCUGCUGCCUGGGGAGCUGGCCAAGCACGCCGUGUCCGAGGGCACCAAGGCUGUCACCAAGUACACCAGCGCCAAGUAACUGCUGCCCCAUCUC
Xenopus tropicalis (tropical clawed frog) is the source of this 445-nucleotide messenger RNA. Its product is annotated as histone H2B 1.1. The transcript has a single exon. Bases 50 to 430 code for a protein of 126 amino acids. The record is from RefSeq and is a predicted model, not a curated record. NCBI's taxonomy places the organism in Eukaryota, Metazoa, Chordata, Amphibia, Anura, Pipidae.